Cutaneotrichosporon oleaginosum is the source of this 608-nucleotide messenger RNA. RefSeq names its product mitochondrial 54S ribosomal protein bL27m. Gene Ontology annotation, molecular function: structural constituent of ribosome. The record is from RefSeq and is a predicted model, not a curated record. Gene Ontology annotation, biological process: translation. NCBI's taxonomy places the organism in Eukaryota, Fungi, Basidiomycota, Tremellomycetes, Trichosporonales, Trichosporonaceae. Gene Ontology annotation, cellular component: mitochondrial large ribosomal subunit; ribosome.
GCUCGCCAUCGCAAAGUCAUCUACGACACUAUGCUCGGCCCCCUCCUUACGCGCGCUUCCGCGCUGGCGCGCACGGCACUCGGCGCCGACCUCCGCCAGGAGCUGUUCGCGGGUCCUUCUGGUCUCCAGACGCAGAUCCGUACGGCCACGAAGCGCGGCGGUGGUUCGUCGCGUAACGGUCGUGACUCGAGCGGCAAGCGGUUGGGUGUCAAGAAGUUUACGAACGAGUACGUCCUCCCCGGCCAGAUCCUCGUCCGCCAGCGCGGACAGGGCAUCAGGCCCGGCCAGCACGUGGGCAUCGGCAAGGACCACACCCUGUACGCCCUCGAGCCGGGGUACAUCAAGUUCUACACGUCGAGUCUGCCGUACCCGCACCGCGCGGCGGAUCCGGUCGCGCAGGCGGCCAAGGACGCGGCGCGCCCCAAGGUCAACAAGCCGCGCGGCGUCAAGCAGUUCAUCGGGAUCGUGCGCGCCAAGGAGGAGGCGCUGCCGCGCGACGAGCGGGCGUUGGGCCGCGACAGGCGGUUCUGGGGGUGGCCGAAGGAGGUGAAGGGCGAGGCGGAGCCCAUGCUCUAGCCUGUAUAUACAACUCAUGCACUACACUGGAU